Molecule: messenger RNA, 1577 nt
Organism: Ricinus communis (castor bean)
Lineage: Eukaryota; Viridiplantae; Streptophyta; Magnoliopsida; Malpighiales; Euphorbiaceae
Product: receptor-like protein 15
Exons: 5
Coding region: 1-1545 (514 amino acids)
Molecular function (GO): protein binding
Source: RefSeq, a predicted model, not a curated record
AUGGCAAUUUUCUCUCUUCUUGGGGGUUUUAUGAUGACUGCUGUAAUUGGAAUAAAGUUGUUUGCAAUACUAUUACAGGACGAGUUACUGCACUCCAACUUGGAGGCACAAGGCAUGGUUGGGAUUCAAAAGAUUGGUUUUGAAAGGCUUUUGACACUUGAGAAUUUGGAGCUUCGUUAUUUGAGUUUUAACAACUUCAACAACAACAUUUUAUCAUCCUUCACUAGUUUUACAUCUUUAAAAUCUUUAUAUCUAAAUGGCAACAAAUUAAACAGAAAAUUAAAUAUUGAAGGCUUCCCUGUUCUCAGAAAUUUGCAAUAUUUGUAUUUGGAUUCUUCUACUCUCAACAAUAGCUUUUUACAAAGCAUUGGAACACUGACCUCUUUCAAAAUUCUAUUAUUAUGUGAUUGUGGACUCAGUGGCACCAUACCUUCAACCAAAGACAAUAUGUUCCAAAUCCCAAUCUCCCUCCAUCCUUUUGUCAACCUCUCAAAGCUUACAUAUUUUGAAAGUGGGGGUAACAAAAUAUAUGUAGAAACAGAGAUGGAGAAUAUGAUUCCAAAGUUCCAAUUGAAGACGCUUUAUUUGUUUGGUGAUGGAUAUGGUGGAGCAUUUCCUAAAUUCUUGUACCAUCAAUAUGAACUUGAACAAGUUGCUCUUUCAAACAUCAAAUUCAGGGAAAGGUUUCCAUAUUGGUUGUUAGAUAAUAACACAAACCUAGAAUCAUUUUAUUUAGCCAACAAUUCUUUUUCCGAGCCUCUCCAGUUACCAAUUCGUUCUUAUGUGAAUUUAUCUGAGUUGGAUAUAUCUGAUAAUAGUUUUUAUGGUCAUAUUCCAAUACAGAUUGGAGCAUAUUUUCCAAGUUUGACAAAACUAAAAAUGUCUAGAAGUGGUAUCCAUUGUAGUAUUCCCAAUUCGAUUGGAAAUAUGAGUUCAUUGACAUAUAUGGAUUUGUCUAAUAAUCAAUUAUCUGGUAACAUCCCCAAUUCGAUUGAAAAUAUGCCAUCUCUUUACGUCUUGACUCUAACAGACAAUGAUAUUUCUGGAAAUCUUAGCCACAAUCAUAUGAAUGGAAGCAUUCCAUCAUGGAUUGGAGGAUUACCUCAAUUGGGUUAUCUUAUCCUGAGUAAUAAUAAUUUUGAAGGUGAAAUACCAAUUCAAUUGUGCAAGUUGAAUUAUUUAAGUGUAGUGGAUCUUUCACACAAUAAACUUACUAGUCCUAUUCACCCUUGUCUAAAAUGUAGUAGCAAUCCGGAAAGGACUUUCUAUAUUGGUGUAAAUAGUAUUUCUGCCUUCAUGGAAGGAAAUUUAGAGUUGACAAUGAAGAGUUUGUCCUUAUCUUAUGAGGGAAUGAUUGCUACUUACAUCUCUGGAAUUGAUUUCUCUUGCAACAACUUUACAGGCAACAUUCCUUUUCAAUUUGGAAAACUCAGUGAGAUCAAGCUACUGAACUUAUCCCACAACAGUUUGAUAGGACCAAUCCCUACAACAUUUUUCAACUUAAGUCAAAUUGAGAGUUUGGAUCUUUCAAACAACAAGUUGUAAGGGAGCAUUCCUUUGGAGCUCACCAAGUUAUA